UGUCAACGAAAUAAAAACGGAGAAAGUAUGUAAUUGCAAUUUCUCCUCGGAAAUUAAGAUAACCAUCAACUCAGUGUCAGUUGCUUCCCUCAUCAUUUUCCUCUUUCAAAAAAAAAAAAAAAAAAAAAAACAGAGCAUUUCUUUUUUAAUAAAAAUACAAAAAACUUCCUCUUCAGUGAGCUCCAUUAAAGUGGCCCCUCAAAAGUUUCAAGACUCUAAUUAUUCUAAGCUCCAUAAGGAUUAAUGAUGCAGAAAAUAUAAAAAAAUAGCUGGGAGCAAUGAAGAAAAGGAGAAGAGAAGAAGGGAGUAAUAAAGAUAAAAAUUUUAAGAAGAUAAAUCCCAAGAAGUUCUUUAAAAUUAUCCUCCCUAAAAUUCUUCAAUCCAAAACCCUGAGUAUUCCUGAUGCAUUUGCAAAGGAGUUUAACCUUCAGCUUCCAACAAAUGCAAGACUCACAAUCCGAACCGGUCUUUCGUGGAAGAUUGCACUCGAACAAGUUGAUAACAAGCUCUGCUUUACUAAAGGAUGGGCAAAUUUUAUGGAACAAAAUGCUGUAGAAUAUGGUUACUUCCUGGAGUUCGAGUAUCAAGGAAAUAAGCGUUUCAAAGUUUACAUAUUCGAUUUAUCUUGUAGUGAGAUUGACUAUCCUACAAAAUAUGAUCAAUAUGCCAAGCAGAAGUUUCCUCAGAAUGUCAAGGAAAAGGUUGUAGAGGACGACGAAGAUGAAGCAGAAAAGGAUAUACACAGGGGUGGCAAAGUAUUGGAGCGUAACAGCAACAGACCCUCCUUCACCAUUACAGUGCAACAAUCUCAUAUCUCGAUCAAGGGCAAGUACUGCUAUAUGCAAUUUCCCCGGGGGUUUAGUAGCCAACACAUGGAGAAGUCGUACGAAUCUAUCAUGUUACAAACGGGGGAUGGAAGGGAGUGGCAUGUAGCAUGCUACGUUUAUAAGCAAUUGAUUCGUUUACAUGGAAAAUCUUGGAGGAAAUUCAUGAAAGAAAACCAUUGGGAUGAACAUAAAGGAGAGGAGUACACAUUCGUGUUGGUGGACAAGAAAAGUAGUAGUGUUACGUUUAAAGUGAUUAAAGAAUAGAUUACUUUGUCUAAUCUUAUGCUAGCUUAUACAUUUUGAUCAUAGUUCGAUGUUUGUAAUAUAUGAAGUAGCUAGUAUUAUUACUAUACCCUUGCUA
Chenopodium quinoa (quinoa) is the source of this 1188-nucleotide messenger RNA. RefSeq names its product putative B3 domain-containing protein Os03g0621600. NCBI's taxonomy places the organism in Eukaryota, Viridiplantae, Streptophyta, Magnoliopsida, Caryophyllales, Amaranthaceae. The coding region runs from base 279 to 1091 and encodes 270 amino acids. The record is from RefSeq and is a predicted model, not a curated record. Gene Ontology annotation, molecular function: DNA binding. The transcript is spliced from 4 exons.